AUAAACUCUCCCGGCCUCAAGGCGGCGGUGUGCAGACAUGCAAGAAGUCGGUUUCCGGUUAACUUCCGGUACCUCAGCGCACGUUUUCCUUCCGCGGUUUUGUAAAACGACGAGCAUACGAGCAGCUGUGUCGGCUUUUAGAAAAUUAAGACAAAAUGAGCAAAGCACAUCCACCAGAGUUGAAGAAGUUCAUGGACAAGAAGCUUUCAUUGAAGCUGAACGGAGGCAGACACGUGCAGGGCAUCCUGCGCGGGUUCGACCCCUUUAUGAACAUGGUGCUGGAUGACUCUCUGGAGAUGGGCCCAGGAGGACAACAGAACACCAUCGGAAUGGUGGUCAUCAGAGGAAACAGCAUCAUCAUGUUGGAGGCCUUGGAGAGAGUAUGAGAGGAGACAGCUGCAGAUGAAGAGAACGAUUAACACCUUUUUUACAUUCUGUUAUUGCUGAAAAGCAAUUGUGUGUCUUUAAAUUGUAACAUUAUCUGAUAUCCAUUGAAAGGAAUGUUUUGUUCGGACAUUUUUUGACUUGCGUUAUCUUGUGAAUAAAUCUGUUUUUCUUUGUA
Sander lucioperca (pikeperch) is the source of this 562-nucleotide messenger RNA. It is a transcript of the gene snrpg, whose product is annotated as small nuclear ribonucleoprotein polypeptide G. The record is from RefSeq and is a predicted model, not a curated record. Lineage: Eukaryota; Metazoa; Chordata; Actinopteri; Perciformes; Percidae. Gene Ontology annotation, biological process: mRNA splicing, via spliceosome; spliceosomal snRNP assembly. Gene Ontology annotation, molecular function: RNA binding. Bases 156 to 386 code for a protein of 76 amino acids. Gene Ontology annotation, cellular component: U12-type spliceosomal complex; catalytic step 2 spliceosome; U1 snRNP. The transcript has 4 exons.